Molecule: messenger RNA, 1404 nt
Organism: Mizuhopecten yessoensis (Yesso scallop)
Lineage: Eukaryota; Metazoa; Mollusca; Bivalvia; Pectinida; Pectinidae
Exons: 10
Coding region: 73-1404 (443 amino acids)
Source: RefSeq, a predicted model, not a curated record
UAAAGUAGGUCGGUCUUUCUAUCCUUAUUCCUUCCAUAAAGAACACGUAAUAUCUGAAGGUAAAAAGGAAAAAUGGACAUGAAAUAUACAAUAUAUCAGAUAAUCGUUAUAUUUACCAAUAUACAUAUGGUAACAUCUGGAUGUCAAGGAGAUUUCAUCGAAAGAAAUAGGCCAUGUCGGCCAAAGGAAUGUCAGACUCAAGCUUCCUUCAGGCCACCACAGAAUUGCAUUGAUCGUAAUAAGCGAGAAUGGAAUGAAUGUCGACUGAAGCUAAAACCACGGUUAACCAGCAAGAGAGGAGUAAGUGAAUCAGCUAGUGGGCAUACCUCUAUGCUAUCAAUGCUGUCCACAGGCCUAGUGAGAGCUGAAGCUGAAAACUCUUCUGAACCUGUUCUCAAUGUGUCAAUUUCGUAUAACAAGACGAAUCGAGAUGUGGAUUUGGUAGUAAAUAUGACCAGUCUUAAUGAUAGGCCGGGAGAUCCCUAUUAUUAUUGGCUACCCGAUCAGAGAACAGUGCACCUCCCAACAGAGAAACACAAUCAGACAGUCAAGAUUAUGCUAUCGUACAGAGUAUUUGAUACGUGUAGCUCAAAAUGUACCCAUCAUGGCUGUUACCUAUACGUCCUUCACCUCAUCCCAAUGUCACGGGAACACCUUGUGCUGACAUAUUACAUCACAGUUUUUAACAUUACAAAAAACGCGAACUUAACCGAAUUAAGCCUUGGGUGGAAGUCUGCAAUUGCCGUCGCUGUUUACCCAGAAGGAGAGGUUGUACAUGUUGUUUUUGAGCCAAUUCCUCCAAGACUGGUCCAUAGGCAAAUAAGCUAUCGAAUUGAUCUCCAUAAGUAUCCAGAACAAUAUGAACCAGUACAGACAUAUAAGAUACCGGAUAAUGUAACAAUAUAUACGCAUACAUUCCACGGCAUCAAAGAGGGAGAGUACUAUGUGGAGGUUCACUGUGUAAGGAAUAAUUAUAAUGCCAGGGAGAACCCGUGGAGCAGAUCCCAGCCAUUUUCAGUCAUGCCGAUAAAUUCUUCAUCAGGAGAAAACGUGACCAACCAGAUUGAAGAAGGGGUCAACAAAUCGCAUAUCUUUACAUCAUUAAUCAUAGUAGCAGCUCUCGGCAUUGUCAUCUUUUCGACAGUUUGCAUCUUUAUUUUACAUCGGAAGUUUCCAGCUUCAGGACAUAAACGGCAAAAGGAUGCAGUAUUGAUUGAUAAAACUAGAAAUAAUCCUCGUCAAGUGUCACCUGAUAAAUAUGGAAAUAAUUCUCGUCAAGUGUCACCUGAUGAAUAUGGAAAUAAUCCUCGUCAAGUGUCCCCUGAUGAAUAUGGAAAUAAUCCUCGUCAAGUGUCCCCUGAUGAAUAUGGAAAUAAGUCUCGUCAAGUGUCAAAUGAUGAAUAG